This is a messenger RNA of Drosophila busckii, 2303 nucleotides long. It is a transcript of the gene Dp, whose product is annotated as transcription factor Dp. The record is from RefSeq and is a predicted model, not a curated record. The transcript is spliced from 10 exons. Lineage: Eukaryota; Metazoa; Arthropoda; Insecta; Diptera; Drosophilidae. Gene Ontology annotation, molecular function: RNA polymerase II transcription regulatory region sequence-specific DNA binding; DNA-binding transcription factor activity, RNA polymerase II-specific. Bases 743 to 2068 code for a protein of 441 amino acids. Gene Ontology annotation, biological process: regulation of cell cycle; regulation of transcription by RNA polymerase II. Gene Ontology annotation, cellular component: nucleus; transcription regulator complex.
UCUAGUCGUCGUCGAAAAAACCAACGACUCUGAAAUGGAAAUUUUGUGCAUAUCGUGUUGCGAUUAAAACGAACAAUAAUUUAAUUCUGAAAAGUGCAUCAGAAAGUGGAUAAUUUGUUGAGUCUUUUGCAAAAAAUCGCAUAAAAAUCGAAACAGGCAAAGUGCUUGAAAAACGUCUUUGAAAACCCGCACCAUUUUUGCUGGAAACAAAAAAAUGCGCUCGCCAUUUUGACUAAAGCGACAAACUGAAAUUUUUCACUUGCUCCUGAUCAAAGUGCGGACCAUAAAGUGCUAAAUGCUAAAGGCAGUGGUUAGAAAUCCAAUGUCAAAUUGAAGCUAAAUCCACGUGCUGCAAUUGUGCAUAUGAAAAAUACGGAUAUUUAACGCAGGCCGCGCCACACGCAGACAAACACUCAGACUCUCUCACAAAAACACUUACACUAACACACACACGUUGCGGCUACGUGCUACUUACAUAUCUGCUGGUAUUGUUUUUUUUUGGCGGCGUGGUUUAGUGAACGGCACCCCUAAGAGCUGCGCGCUACAGAAAACCAACCAGAGUCAAUACCAAAUAACAGUGUAAGGGCAAACGAAAAGGACUCGAAAAGGAGCAUCAGGCACAACAGUCAGAGCAACAGCAGUUGAAGGUGCUGGGCACCUACCUAAGCGGCAUUACACCUGUCACACUGUCUCUGCUUACCUGCGGUUUCUUAAGCAUUGAAAAACAAUAACAACAACAAUCAUGGCACAUAGCUCCAGCACAAAUCAAACGACAGGCGGUGCGGUCAAGACAGAUGAAGUCAACUAUUAUUUUCGGGAUGAACACGGGCAAAUAGCGAAAGUGAUAAAGCCAAUGCAAGCAGUGAAGCAAUCACAUAUUAUGGAAAAUACAAAAUCAAAUUUGGUCUUUGCCAGCGGCUCGCAACGUAAUGGUGGCAGCAUUGGCAAUGUGGGACGCAUGGGCGCCAUGAGCACACCGAAUCAGGGACAAUUUAUACGUUUACAAGACAGUUGUAUAACAAUUCCGAAAUCCGAAAAUACUUCAUAUACAACUGUGCCAGCGCAAAAAGGCAGCGGUAGUGGCGGUUUGCACGAGGUGAUAAAGAACGAGCGAUAUGUUAAAUAUACGCCGAAUCAUGCCAUGAAAAUAAAAUCGAAACUGAACGCCAUCCAGAAAGCUUCCUCCGGUCCAUCGUUAGUGCAAAGAAAACGCAAGCCUGACAAGGCUGGCAAGGGCUUGCGUCAUUUUUCUAUGAAAGUGUGCGAAAAGGUUGAGGAGAAGGGCAAGACAACAUAUAAUGAGGUGGCCGACGAUUUGGUUUCCGAAGAACUGAAGAACAAUUCAUUCGAUUCAAACUGUGAUCAAAAAAAUAUCCGGCGUCGUGUCUACGAUGCGCUCAAUGUACUGAUGGCAAUCAAUGUUAUUUCCAAGGACAAAAAGGAAAUACGCUGGAUUGGCUUGCCCGCUAACUCAGCGGAGGAAUUUCGUGCUUUGGAGGAGGAGAACAUUCAGCGUCGCGAGAGCAUUAAGCAUAAGAAUGAAAUGCUGCGUGAAAUGGUCAUGCAACAUGUGGCAUUCAAAGGCUUGGUGGAGCGUAAUAAGCGCGCCGAAAGCCAAGGCGUGGUCCCAUCCCCUAACUCAUCCAUACAGCUGCCGUUUAUCAUUGUGAAUACGCACAAAUCGACCAAGAUCAACUGCAGCGUCACCAACGACAAAUCUGAGUACAUAUUUAAAUUCGACAACACAUUCGAGAUGCACGACGACAUUGAGGUCUUGAAACAUAUGGGUCUUCUGCUGGGCUUGGACAAAGGCGAAUGCUCACCAGAGAAUAUUGAGCGUGUCAAGGCUUGGGUGCCACCAAAUUUAGCCAAAUAUAUAGAAGCCUAUGGUACACGUAAAUUAGGUGAAUCAACGUUUGAUUUGGAUGACGAUGAUGAUACUGAUUUCCUUACGUAUCACGAUUCAACAACCAAUGAUUCUCAAAGCUAUUCACACAACUUGCAGCUGGGUGAUGUUGAAUAUAAACUGGAACUGGAUGAUGAUGAGAUGGAGGAUGAUAUCGAUUGAGCUGACGUUGCGGCUGAUGUGGCAUGUAGUACAAUGGAAUCCACUGUGCAGGCUGCUGCUGACAGUGGCAGCGGCUAUGCCGAGGAUACAUUUAGUUUUACGUUUAUAAAUGCAUUGUUAGGAUUGCCACGCCCAGUUGGUUAAACGAACCAAUUAUUCUCAUUUAUGUUUUGUACACACACACACACACACAUUAACACAUUCAGACACAGAUUUGAUUUUGUUUGUUUCGCAA